Messenger RNA from Gaeumannomyces tritici R3-111a-1, 3369 nucleotides. RefSeq lists its product as hypothetical. The transcript has a single exon. The record is from RefSeq and is a predicted model, not a curated record. NCBI's taxonomy places the organism in Eukaryota, Fungi, Ascomycota, Sordariomycetes, Magnaporthales, Magnaporthaceae. The coding region runs from base 150 to 2933 and encodes 927 amino acids.
CUCCAAAGCCCCCAACACUCAGUAUCCUGGGUCACCUGUUGCCACCACACUACCUGUCCUGCAAUGAAUUGCAGCGUAUGAUGCCUUCUACGGGCAUCUGAUGCGUCGAAACGCCAACCCCAUGCAAUGCGCCUCGAAACGCUGCCGCCAUGCCGCCGCUCCGACAAAACAUCUUUUCCAUCGUGCCCAAUGCACGUCCGGACCCCUUCCAGGCUGCAGCCGCCGGGCCGGCCGCGGCACCGCCGGCCAAGCCGCCCAUGACGACGAAGCAGGCGCGCAAGCUUUAUAACCAACAGACCCGAGCACCGCGCCGCACAAAGGCCGAGCAGCGCGCUUGGGAGAAGCAGGAGCAGGAGCGGAUCCGCAAGGAGCUCGACGCCGAAAGGGCCGCCACGCGCGCCCGCGCCGCCCGCGAGCGCAAGAAAUCCAAAGAGGAAGCCGUCCGAAACGAGAGGAAAAAGCAGGGCCUGCCGCUCGGCAAAGUCCGGCCCAGCCAGGACACCAUAUCCAGGUUUUUGUUCCGCGGCAAGCGGAGCAGAGAGACCACGGAGGAAGCCGAAGACUCGACUGGGUCGUAUGUUGGCUCCGGAUCUGACAAAGAGAACGGCUGUGCUGGUAGCAGCGGCAAGCGGCGUCGGUUGGAUGCUACUGCUGAGGAAGACGGAGCAAGUGGGGCCGACGAAGCACCGAAUAUGCUGCCCAAGCCGGCAGAACCUGGGUGCCCGCCUCCCAUUCCCGAGUCUGUUGGAGUGCCAGCCGAAGAUGCUAAGUUCAAUAUGAACGGUAACGCCUGUUCUGCAGUUAAAAGUCAAGCUACCCGGAAGGAAAUCGGCACCCUGGUAGAUACCGCUUCGCCGAACAGUCCAUCGGUGGAUGACCCAUGCCAAAACAAACUCACGGAAGCCACUGUGAUUCUAGCACCAAAGUGCGCUUCUCCGCCACUGGCAGAUGAGUUCCAGCCAACGGCCGACUCAGCCCCUGAGCCCGCUUCUAGACCCGAGCCCGUGCUAGAGCCGGAGCCGGAGCCGGAGCCCGUACCCGAGCCCAAAAACGCUCCUCUAAACCAACCAGCGCCUGAGGUCGAAACUGUAGCCAAGCCACAGUUUGAACCUCGCCUAUCAGCUCCAGAGCCGUCAUCCCCGGCCCAACCAGUGCCCCCAAAGUGUAAUACUGCGGGUCUCGAGACCGUGCCUCUCAAGAAAGCGGACGCUGGCUUGGCAAUACUGGAUGCUCUCUCCGAGGAUCUGCUCGACGAACUCAUUCUCACACCAGAGGAAGUCAAGACUCCCCGGCCAGCAGUGCGCACCCCCGGCCCGCCUCCUAGGCCCUCCCUUCCGACCAACGCAGUCAGACCACGGUCGCUCAUUAGCCCGGGUCAGGAUCUUCGAGAGAAGCCAGCACCUCACACGGUGCACGUGGUGCGGCAAACUGGCCCAGUGAACAAGACGGCGCCCUCGAAACCCUCUAAUAGAGGACCGCCUGGCAACAACCCGCCCUCAGUCCUGCCAAGGGAAGUCGCAAGACCUGUGCAAAGGUCAAUGGCACCUCCACCAGUGCCAAAACCGAAAGGGCCCCUCAAGCCCCUAGCUACCAAUAUCCAGAAGAACACCAAUGGGAUAACUCGAGCUUCGAAGCCUUCAUUGGCGAAGCCACACCCACAGAGGGUGGUCGUUCCCGAGCCCGGACUCCCACCUACCAGCACUCAGUUGUUCCUACUUAACAACUUUGAUGAUAUAAUGCCCAGCCUGUCGCAGGAAGAAAAAGAGCUUCGCCGCAACGAGAGGAGAGAUCCCGAUACGAUAGCACCUCCUCCUCCUCCCCCUCAACGCCGCAACAUCUUCGCCAAGCCACGCACUUUUCAGCCGCCCCCGAGACUUCCCGUCAAAUCUCAUGUGGUCCCACCACGGAAAUUCGCUCCGCCGCCUUCUCGGAACCUGCAGCAAGUCAAGCGAACCCCAGCUGUGUCUCUCGCUAAGGAUAUGAACCUGGAUUUUUUGUCUACCCAGGAUCUAAUGUCAACGCAAGACGUCCACGAGGUUGAGACGACCGUUCCCCAUAAAAGGGGGCAGGCUACCGAACCUAGUGCCCCUAACAGCCGCCUCUUCAAACGGCCGCCACCUUUCGCACCUAACAAAAGUCGCCCUGCCGGAGAGAAUGUACCCUCACAGCCAUCAUCGAUGAGGGCGCCGGAACCAAGUUGCAGGACUGGCCCAGCUCAGAGUCGGCCGCCCCGACUCAGCCAGUUUCGGAAUCACAUCAAAACUACUGAGGCUCUUUUUGACUCACACGAGUCUAGCUUUGAUCGCGGACGGAGUAAGGCGAGCCAUCCAACUGGUCCUCGAGGAACGACUUAUGCCAAUAAGGACCCCUUUUCAGAGCACGACGCCAACGAACUAGUAAACCAUACCACACAGGCCGCGACGCCUCGUUCGGCCCCGCGAGCGAUUGGAGGCUCCACCGACUCCGACGCGCCAGACUCUCAAGGCCGCCCACGCUACUUUACAUCCAGUGCCACUAGAGUGAAGAUCAACCUAGCAAAGAUGGAAAGUAUGCGUGUCGUUGAGGCCGAGAAGCGAAUGCGUCAACAGCAGCGGGCACGAGAGAAAGUAGUUGCGAGGCGGGCAGAGAUGUCAUCUCGAGCGCACGGCACCGGACGGGCAGAUGCAGCUUCGAUGCAGCUUCACGGUCGCGACCCAGAUCGGGGAGGUCCAAGUAACAAAGAUACCGGGAAAGGUGGCGGGGCGGCGGGGGCUAUGGCAAUCCCUGGACAGAGACCACUCCCCAACAGCGGCCGAGACCCAGCACGAUUGAUGAACGCAGCCUACGAGCAUAUCACACGAGGAGGUGGGCAACUGUCGUCGACCCAGGAGACCGACUACGGCGAUAUCGACCUCGGCGACACGUUCGCGCUGUUUGAGACUUUGAAUCCAUGAUUGAUGAUUGGCACGAUACACACGGCAUGUUAUGCCGAUUGGGGGGGCAUUGAAUGUCCCGUACCCAGGCAGAAUAGCGUGUUUCAGCGACUACUACCACUUUAUUUGCUUUUAUCAAGAUACCCAUUUCUUUCGUACACUGACGUCUUGUGCUUUUUCCAUCCUUCCAUCGAUCUGACUGGCAAGCUCUCCUGCGAGCCAUGCACCAUUCAUUGUCUCUGGUUUUUACGCUCUGGCCAAAGAUAUAUUUUCUCAUUAUUGCUAGACGCCCAUUUUCCCCGUUGUUAUCCGGCAAUCAGGCUUUGUCAAUCUAACGCUCUUGUUAACCAUCAAAGCCCCUUUGUCCGCUGGCUCAUAGUUCAUCCUAGAGUUUUCGAUACGCCACCCUAUGGGCUUGACGCCGAAAUUCUUUCUUCCGGAACGUACAAUGUGUUAC